Oryza sativa Japonica Group (Japanese rice) is the source of this 2305-nucleotide messenger RNA. Its product is annotated as pumilio homolog 24. Gene Ontology annotation, cellular component: nucleolus. The record is from RefSeq and is a predicted model, not a curated record. Gene Ontology annotation, molecular function: mRNA binding. Lineage: Eukaryota; Viridiplantae; Streptophyta; Magnoliopsida; Poales; Poaceae. Gene Ontology annotation, biological process: regulation of translation.
CUCGUGCCACCGAAUUCCUCCGGCUCCGAGCAAAAACCCUCGUCUUCCUACUCCGAUCGAGACCGCGUCGCCGUCUCCGAGAUCGCCAUGGCCGGCGGCGGCGACCUCCAGAGCCCGAAGAAGCGGAAGCGUGAUGCGGCGGGGAAGCCCAAGACGCUGGCGAAGGGGGGAGACGACGGGAAGAAGCGGAAGAGGCCCUCAGAUGCCAACAUGGCGCAAGGCGGCGGCGGCGGCGAGGUCAAGGUGAAGAAGGAGCCGGUUACUGCCAAGGAGAAGCGCCUGGCUGCUAAGGAAAUGGCAGAGUCAAGGAAGAAGAAGAGGAAACGGAAUUACAGCCUCGAGAAGGAGCUUACUGUACUAUGGGAAAAGAUGCGAUGCCACAAUGUGAGCAGCACGGAGAGAUCUAAGCUGGUAAGUGAGGCUCUCCGUAAAAUGGAUGGGAAAUAUUCAGAAAUUGCUGGUUCCCACGUAACUGCACGUGUUUUACAAACAUGCGUGAAGUUGUGCUCACAAUCAGAAAGGGAUGCGAUUUUUGAAGCCCUACAGCCAGAUUUGCUAACUCUCUCUCUCAAGAAAUAUGCUGUUUUCCUUGUAAAGAAGCUCAUUAAGCGAGCCACUAAAAAGCAGUUUGAAUGGUUCAUCUCUUCUCUUCACGGUCGUGUUGCUAAACUUCUUCGUCAUACUAUAGGAGCUUCAGUCGUUGACUUUGCAUAUCAACUGGCAACACCGCCUCAGAAAAGAAGGUUGCUAUUGGAAUUGUAUUCUACUGAGCUCCAGCUGUUCACUGACCUGACUGGACAGAAAACCCACAGUUUGUUAGAGACAAUUUCCAACCUUGGAUUACAAAAAUCAUCUGUACUGCAGCAUAUGACUACCGUGAUUUAUCCGAUCUUGGAGAAAGGUAUCGUUGAAUAUCCUAUAGUGCACACGGCUGUAUUGGAGUAUUUUACAAUCGCUGACAAGACCUCGGCCACUGAUGUGAUUCGACAAUUUAUCCCCCUUCUUACACAAGGAUCAUCUGCCAUUGAUGGAGAUGAGCCAUCGGUUGCCCCUGAAUUACAAAAGAAACUGAAAGCUAAGAAAAAAAGGUUGACAGAGCCACUUCUUGUUCGGAUUAUGAACACCAGAGAAGGAUUAAAAAUAGGAGUUAGUUGCCUCAAGCAUGGAAGUGCAAAGGAUAGGAAGAAGAUCAUUAAAAGUUUGAAGGGGCACAUUAUGAAGCUUGCUCUUAGUGAUUAUGGAUGCAUUUUACUUGUUGCCAUUCUUUCCGUUGUUGAUGACACAAAGCUUGUUACCAAGAUCGUAAUUCAAGAGCUCGCCAAACAUUUGAAGCAACUUAUUUUUGACAAGAAUGGAAGACGUCCAUUGCUGCAACUACUUCACCCUAAUUGUUCACGCUAUCUGCCUCCAGCUGAUCUGGCUUGUCUGAACUAUCGUGUGCCUUCUCUUAUUUCAAAGGAUGAAGCUUCCGAGAGUGCUGCAGAAGAUAUCCCAGAGAAUAAGGUGGAUGUUGCAACUAAUAAGGAGCAAGAUGGUUCAGAAAGCAUGCAGAGUGCGUCUGACAGCAAAAAGGACCCAUUUCAACGGCGACAUGAAUUGUUGAUCAAAAGUGAACUUGCCGAGGUGCUCAUCCAGACUCUCAUUGAGAAUGUCGGGGAGUUACUUCGAACAAAUUUUGGCAAAGAUGUAUUGCAUGAGGUUGCGGUUGGUGGAGAAGAUAAUAUUCUGGAGGGCAUCACUGACAGGAUCCACAGCUUGCACAAUGCAAUAGCUUCUGAUGCAGCACGUCCAAAGGCAGAAGAUACUGAACAUGCCUUUGAUAACUAUCAUUCCAGCCGUCUAAUCAGAAGACUUAUACUUGAAUCUCCAGCAUUUGCUGCCAUCCUAUGGAAAAAAGCUCUUGAAGGCAAAUGCAAGACAUGGGCUGAUGGGCACAGUUCCAAGGUGGUCGCAGCAUUCCUUGAAUCGCCCGAUUCCAAGGUAAGGGAUCUUGCAAAAGCUGAGCUGCAGCCGCUGGUUGAUCGUGGCAUUCUGAAAAUCUCAGACCAUAAAGCAGUCGAAAAAUGAGUUUUGCACCUGACUUCCAAGCAUCUACAGCAAUACGAGAAAUCGACAGACGAACAUCCGUGCUUCUGUGUUGGAUGUUUUUUUUGUAACAUGAGUAUGUUCUGCGGAGCAAUUUUGUCACCUGUUAAAAGAGUGUAGCUACUGCUGUCACCAGUGAGUGAGUAUUAACUCUCCGUAAUGUUAUGUACCUUUACAGUAAAAUUGCAUUUAUUUUGGUAUGACUGCAAGAUACGAAUUC